UCGAGCAGUAUAAUUCCGUGGCUCAUGUCUUUUGGCACAAGCCAAUUAGCCAAAUAAAUACAUACAAAAUCAACUACGUUAUUAUAAAUGUUAGUGUAUGCCACCGCUCACUAAGAAAUGGUGCGAGGAAAUGUAAAGAUGGGAGGGGAGAAAAUGGUUUCGGGUAGGCAACUGAAAUGACAGUUGCCAUUAGCAACAGCUGAAACUUUGCGGCUCUCCAACAAGACCCAUUGUAAAAGACUCGUUGAAGUAGUAACGUUAAGUGAACGAUACUGAUUUACGCAUCUCGAAGCUCGUAUACCUUUUUCUAAAGCCAGUCGACAUGGCAUCACCCCACAGAAGUCCAAAAGACUUAAGGAAGAUGAUAAGAGAGACCAAACUGGACAUGGACGAUGUCCACAAGUCUUUAGAGAAACUGCGUGGCCUUUCCCUGGACGAGAGGACGGAGUCAGGGAUGCUGCGGUCAAGGAUAGACGAGCAAUCGAGUUUGAUUUGCAUUUUGAAACAAAGAGCAGACGACAUGCUUCUUCGUUGUCAGGCUCUGGAGAGGAUCAACUCUGAGUUAGAAGACCUGAGAGCAGACGUACAGACCGAACUUGACAAGGAAAAGAAGAGAUCCAUGCAGUUAGAGCAAAGAUUUAUGGAUCUGGCAGCCAACCAUCAGGAGCUGAUACAUUUCAAGGACGAGUACAAAAGACAGAAUGCCAAACUAAAACAGGAGAACGAACGACUUCGGGAAGAGAACGAGAAACUUUUCUCUAAAGACUUACAAGACAAAGAAACAGUUGUUUUGAAACUAACGCAAGAACUGAGAGACCUUGCUGAGCAACAUAGAAGUCUUGAUAAUGAAUAUCAGGGAAAAACAACUGGAUUCAAGACCAAACUUAAAGGGCUCAUGGAUCUCCAUCAAACUAAGGAGACGUCCUUACAAGAUGAAUUGCAUGAUGCUCAAAGACAGCUGAGCGAUGCAGUGGAGAUGUGCACGGAACUUGAUCAACAGCUUAAAAAAGCAAGAGAAAAUGAUUCAUUGAAAGGGACAGAGAUGCAGAAACAAAUUGAGGUCUUGGCCAAGGAAAAAGACAAAUUCUUGGAUCUCUCGAUGCAAAGGGGGAAACUAAUACAGGAUAAACAGGUGGAAAUCCAGCAGUUGGAGACAAAAAGGCAAGAGGUGGAAAAAAACAGGGCUGCUGCAGAAGAAAGGUUUGAAAGAGAGGCAGCUGUGGUGAACACUAAUUUGAAAGUCAAAGAACUCCAGCAUGCUCUUGAUCAGUCUGUGAACACUUGCAACAAGCUGAAGAAGGAUUUUGACGCCUAUAAAAACCACAGCACCGACCUACUUGAAAAGGAAAAGGAAUUAAAUGCCAAGCUGCGCCAUAUGAUUGGCUAAGACUACCAUUCCAUCCACCCAUUCACUGAUGUAAUAAGAUAAGAGUAUGAAUUUGCUUCUCUCCCAGGCCCACCCAUGGCUCUGCCCAUGCACAGUCAUGUGAAAUCCAUAGAUUAGGAACUAAUGAAUUACUUUCAAUUGACUUAUUUCCUUAUAUGAACUGUAACUCAGUAAAAUCAUUGAAAUUGUUGCAUGUUGAGUUUAUGUUUUUGAUUGGUGUAUUUACAUUGUGUGCACAUGCUUCACGUGAUAGAAAUCUGAACAUACUACUUGCACUUUGAAAAUGUGGAUUCAUUAUAAUUUCCUGUGGAUAUAUUGUUUCAAAUUCAUUCCUACAUAACGACUAACCAUCCAGACAACCGGUAGAGAAAGUUCAGUUAAAAGGUAAUUUUAUCCAACAUCCAGGCUUGUAGAGGACAUGAGAGGACCAUUUCAAACACAAACACUGAAAUGUCCCAGACGGUGGAUUUAGAAAUUCUUCCGUCUGGUCCCCAGGCAAGUGUUGAGAGAGCGGCUGGGGCUCUACUGAAUGCUUUUAGGGUAUUAAACCCUGGCUUAAGAGCUUGCAGAGCCCGGUGCAGCAGCGUCAGAACCCAACAUGGUGAAUAUGGCUGAAGGUUGAAAAGAGACAGUGCACUGUAACUUUUAUAUGGAGAAGCCAUAUGAAGAUUCUGGCUUAGUUUACGUCUUUCUCACAAGAGGGCAGUGCAGGCUUUGUGUGUGUGUGUGUGUGUGUGUGUGUGAGAGAGAGAGCAUUUGACCAUUGGGACAUUGUUAUUUAUCAGGCUUGAACAUGUUGAUGUUACCUGGCUAAUUCUUCUCAUGAUAAAUUAUUGACAACUAUAUGCAGUUGAAGUCGGAAGUUUGCAUACACCUUAGCCAAAUACAUUUAAACUCAGUUUUUCACAAUUCCUGACAUUUAAUCCUAGUAUAGAUUCCCUGUCUUAGUUCAGUUAGGAUCACCACUUUUAUUGUGGAAUGUAAAAUGUCAGAAUAAUAGUGGAGAGAGGAUGAUUUAUUUCAGCUUUUAUUUCUUUCAUCACAUUCCCAGUGGGUCAGAAGUUUACAUACACUCAAUUAGUAUUCGGUAGCAUUGCCUUUAAAUUGUUUAACUUGGGUCAAAUGUUUCGGGUAGCCUUCCACAAGCUUCCCACAAUAAGUUGGGUGAAUUUUGGCUCAUUCCUCCUGACAGAGCUGGUGUAACUGAGUCUGGUUUGUAGGCCUCCUUGCUCGCACACGCUUUUUCAGUUCUGCCCACACGUUUUCUAUGGGAUUGAGGUGAGGGCUUUGUGAUGGCCACUCCAAUACCUUGACUUUGUUGUCCUUAAGCCAUUUUGCCACAACUUUGGAAGUAUGCUUGGGGUCAUUGUGCAUUUAGAAGACCCAUUUGCGACCAAGCCUUAACUUCCUGACUGAUGUCUUGAGAUGUUGCUUCAAUAUAUCCACAUCAUUUUAAUUCCUCAUGAUGCCAUCUAUUUUGUGAAGUGCACCAGUCCCUCCUGCAGCAAAGAACCCCCACAACAUGAUGCUGCCCCCCCCCCUCCCCCCCGUGCUUCACGGUUGGGAUGGUGUUCUUCGGCUUGCAAGCAUCCCCUUUUUUCCUCCACACAUAACGAUGGUCAUUAUGGCCAAACAGUUCUCUUUUUGUUUCAUCAGACCAGAGGACAUUUCUCCAAAAAGUAUGAUAUUUGUCCCCAUGUGCACAGUUGCAAACCGUAGUCUGGCUUUUUUAUGGCGGUUUUGGAGCAGUGGCUUCUUCCUUGCUGAGCGGCCUUUCAGGUUAUGUCAAUAUAGGACUCAUUUUACUGUGGAUAUAGAUACUUUUGUACCUGUUUCCUCCAGCAUCUUCACAAUGUCCUUUGCUGUUGUUCUGGGAUUGAUUUGCACUUUUCGCAGUACGUUCAUCUCUAGGAGACAGAACGCAUCUCCUUCCUGAGGGAUAUGAUGGCUGCGGGGUCCCAUGAUGUUUAUACUUGCGUACUAUUGUUUGUACAGAUGAACGUGGUACCUUCAGGCAUUUGGAAAUUUCUCCCAAGGAUGAACCAGACUUGUGGAGGUCUACAAUUUCUUUCUGAGGUCUUGGCUGAUUUCUUUUGAUUUUCCUAUGAUGUCAAGCGAAGAGGCACUGAGUUUGAAGGUAGGCUUUAAAAUACAUUCACAAAUACACCUCCAAUUGACUCUAUGUCAAUUAGCCUAUCAGAAGCUUCUAAAGCCAUGACAUCAUUUUCUUGAAUUUUCUGAGCUGUUUAAAGGCACAGUCAACUUAGUGUAUGUAAACUUCUGACCCUUUGGAAUUGUGAUACAGUGAAUUUUAAGUGAAAUAAUCUGUAAACAAUUGUUGGGAAAAUUACUAGUGUCAUGCACAAAGUAGAUGUCCUAACCGACUUGCCAAAACUAUAGUUUGUUAACAAGAAAUUUGUGGAGUGGUUGAAAAACGAGUUUUAAUGACUCCAACCUAAGUGUAUGUAAACUUCCAACUUCAACUGUAGUAACUGCUUAUUAUAGGAGUUAUUUUGAUAAAUUAUUAACAGCUAUUAACCUAAAAGAGGUUGUGAUGACAAAACAACUCCUACAAUAAGCAGUAAGAACUGAAUGUCAAAUGUCAUGUUGCGCCAGAAGAUUAUCGUCUGGCCAUCUCCCACUUUUCAGUAUAUGCUAAACUGAUUUGCAGUUCUCAAUAUAUGUUCUAUAGGUAGUAAAAAAGCCUGGUAGUAUGUGACAUACAUUAUACUGUGUUCCUGACACUUGUGAUUUGUAAAUCACACUUCAGUGCUCGUUACUUUUGAUAAAUUAGGCCUGUACGGAUAGGCAAGUAAUAGUUACUGCAGCUGUGUCUGUAAACUUUCUCUGUUCCCUUGGCGAAACAGUGCCACUAAGCGUUACUGUAAUCUGAACUCCAUCUGUGAGUGUUUGGUUCAGGACACUUUGCAGACAUCCCUGCAGGUUAUGCUGUUUUAUGGGCAGAACUUGUUAAAAGUGGAAAUGGGUGCAGACAAAUGAUCAAAUAAUUCUAUUUAGGCCUAUAAGAAACGUAAGAAAAAAGAACACACCAUGAUCUUAUGUUGUGUUACCUAAAACAACUGGUAAAUCUAUGUUUACACCACGUGUGAUCCAAUUGGCUCGUUCUGCUGUAUCUGUUUCACACAUUGAAGAUGAAACCCUUACAAGCUUCAACAAUCAAUGGUAGUGGCCCCUUUCUUGACAUUUUAACAAGUGAACUACAAGAUGACAGCCAUCUGACUUACUAAUACCAGGGUCAUCCUAAGUGGGAUAUAAACUCGGCAAAAAAAGAAACUUCCUCUCACUGUCAACUGCGUUUAUUUUCAGAAAACUUAACAAGUGUAAAUAUUUGUAUGAACAUAACAAGAUUCAACAAUUGAGACAUAAACUGAACAAGUUCCAUAGACGUGUGACUAACAGAAAUGGAAUAAUGUGUCCCUGAACAAAGGGGGGAUCAAAAUUAACAGUCAGUAUCUGGUGUGGCCACCAGCUGCAUUAAGUACUGCAGUGCAUCUCCUCCUCAUGGACUGCACCAGAUUUGCCAGUUAUUGCUGUGAGAUGUUACCCCACUCUUCCACCAAGGCACCUGCAAGUUCCCGGACAUUUCUGGGGGGAAUGGCCCUAGCCCUCACCCUCCGAUCCAACAGGUCCCAGACGUGCUCAAUGGGAUUGAGAUCUGGGCUCUUUGCUGGCCAUGGCAGAACACUGACAUUCCUGUCUUAUAGGAAAUCAUGCACAGAAUGAGCAGUAUGGCUGGUGGCAUUGUCAUGCUGGAGGGUCAUGUCAGGAUGAGCCUGCAGGAAGGGUACCACAUGAGGGAGGAGGAUGUCUUCCCUGUAACGCACAGCGUUGAGGUUGCUUGCAAUGACAACAAGCUCAGUCCGAUGAUGCUGUGACGCAACACCCCAGACCAGGACGGACCUUCCACCUCCAAAUCGAUCCCGCUCCAGAGUACAGGCCUCAGUGUAAUGCUCAUUCCUUCGACGAUAAAUGCGAAUCCGACCAUCACCCCUGGUGAGACAAAACCGUGACUCGUCAGUGAAGAGCACUUUUUGCAAGUCCUGUCUGGUCCCGCGACGGUGUGUUUGUGCCCAUAGGCGACGUUGUUGCCGGUGAUGUCUGGUGAGGACCUGCCUUACAACAGGCCUACAAGCCCUCAGUCCAGCCUCUCUCAGCCUAUUGCGGACAGUCUGGGCACUGAUGGAGGGAUUGUGCGUUCCUGGUGUAACUCGGGCAGUGUGAUGUUCGGAUGUACCAAUCCUGUGCAGGUGUUACACGUGGUCUGCCACUGCGAGGACGAUCAGCUGUCCGUCCUGUCUCUCUGUAGCGCUGUCUUAGGCGUCUCACAGUACUGACAUUGCAAUUUAUUGCCCUGGCCACAUCUGCAGUUCUCAUGCCUCCUUGCAGCAUGCCUAAGGCACGUUCACGUAGAUGAGCAGGGACUCUGGGCAUUUUUCUUUUGGUGUUUUUCAGAGUCAGUAGAAAGGCCUCUUUAGUGUCCUAAGUUUUAAUAACUGUGACCUUAAUUGCCUACCGUCUGUAAGCUGUUAGUGUCUUAAUGACCGUUCCACAGGUGCAUGUUCAUUAAUUGUUUAUGGUUCAUUGAACAAGCAUGGGAAACGGUGUUUAACCCCUUUAUAAUGAAGAUCUGAGCUGUUCUUGCCAUAAUAUGGACUUUUACCAAAUAGAGCUAUCUUAUGUAUACCAGCCCUACCUUGUCAGAACACAACUUGGCUGAAACACAUUAAGAAGGAAAGAAAUUCAACAAAUUCACUUUUUAACAAGGCACACAUGUUAAUUGAAAUGCAUUCCAGGUGACUACCUCAUGAAUCUGGUUGAGAGAAUGCCAAGAGUGUGCAGAGCUGUCAUCAAGGCAAAGGGUGGCUACUUUGAAGAAUCUCAAACAUAAAUAUAUUUAGAUGUAUUUAACACUUUUUUAGUGACUACUGAUUCCAUGUAUGUUAUUUCAUAGUUCUGAUGUCUUCACUAUUGUUCUUUGCAGAAAAUAGUAAAAAUAAAGGAAAACCCUUGAA
Molecule: messenger RNA, 6420 nt
Organism: Salvelinus fontinalis (brook trout)
Lineage: Eukaryota; Metazoa; Chordata; Actinopteri; Salmoniformes; Salmonidae
Product: coiled-coil domain-containing protein 89
Exons: 7
Coding region: 323-1387 (354 amino acids)
Source: RefSeq, a predicted model, not a curated record